Messenger RNA from Fonsecaea erecta, 1281 nucleotides. RefSeq names its product anthranilate phosphoribosyltransferase. NCBI's taxonomy places the organism in Eukaryota, Fungi, Ascomycota, Eurotiomycetes, Chaetothyriales, Herpotrichiellaceae. Gene Ontology annotation, molecular function: anthranilate phosphoribosyltransferase activity. Gene Ontology annotation, biological process: L-tryptophan biosynthetic process. The record is from RefSeq and is a predicted model, not a curated record. Gene Ontology annotation, cellular component: cytosol. Bases 1 to 1281 code for a protein of 426 amino acids. The transcript has a single exon.
AUGACGUCUGCUCUCCCAAAGUACGUCUCGAUCGCCCCGCUGCUGAAAAAGCUGUCGGCCCCUCCACCUCACGACAACAGCGUCAAUGCCGACGACAUUGCGCUGGCCUUCUCCCGCACCUUCGAUAACCAACUCAACCCCACGCAGCUCGCAGCCCUGCUCACGCUCCUGCACUCGACGGGCAAAGAUCGACACCCGGAUGUGAUUGCAAAAUGCGCCGCAAGCAUGCGCGACGCCGCGGUGCAGGUGGAUAAGCAAAAAUUGAGAGAGGUCGUGCGGAAGAAGAGGAGGCGCGGGGGGAUAGCUGUGGGCGGUUACAGGGGUGGACUGUGCGAUAUCGUGGGCACUGGUGGAGAUUCGCACUCGACGUUCAACAUCUCGACGACGGCCUCGAUCAUUGCGUCGCCGCUCCUCAUGAUGGCCAAGCAUGGCAACAGAGCGCAGACCUCCAUGUCUGGGUCAGCAGAUGUGCUGAAUGCGAUCGUGCCCCAGGCGCCUAAGAUAGAGGCGCUGAGUGCGGAGCAGUUGCCAGAGGCGUACGAGCAUACAAACUACACAUUCCUUUACGCGCCGAAUUUCCACCCCGGCAUGAAAUACGCCGCGACCGUACGGAGAGAACUUGGGCUGAGGACCAUCUUCAACUUAAUGGGCCCACUUGCCAACCCGGUGGAGGCACAUAUCGAAGCUCGAGUAGUAGGCGUCGCAUAUCAAGAGCUGGGCCCCGUCUUCGCGCAGGCGCUGCAACUGUCCGGGGCGACCAAGGCCCUCGUGGUGUGCGGGCAGGAAGAUCUCGACGAGAUCAGUUGUGCGGGCAAGACGAAUUGUUGGCUGCUGAGAGAAGCCGAGAAUCCAGAGUACCGGGGCGAUCGGAAUGAGGAGGAUGAUGAUACCAGCGACGACGAGGCGCCGCCCAGAUACAUUUCAAGGGUGGAGAGAUUCGAGCUCGAGCCUGCCGACUUUGGGCUGCCUGCACACCCACUGUCGCAGGUCGGGGGUGGCGGUCUGCCGAAGCAGAAUGCUGCCGUGUUGAUGAGCAUCCUGCGCAAUGAAAGACCUCCCGACGACCCAAUCCUGCACUUUGUGCUGAUGAAUAUCGCGGCGUUGUUGGUCGUGAGCGGUGUCUGUGACGCUGAUACCUGUGAAAGCGGCGAAGUCAUCACGGAGCGAGGGCCCGCGGGCGGAAGAUGGAAAGAAGGCGUCAAGAAGGCCCGAUGGUGCAUAGAGAGCGGAAGAGCGCUGCAGGAGUUUGAAAAGUUCAUAGAGUUCACCAAUUGCGCAUAG